Molecule: messenger RNA, 4081 nt
Organism: Nematolebias whitei (Rio pearlfish)
Lineage: Eukaryota; Metazoa; Chordata; Actinopteri; Cyprinodontiformes; Rivulidae
Gene: baz2ba
Product: bromodomain adjacent to zinc finger domain, 2Ba
Exons: 17
Coding region: 32-3601 (1189 amino acids)
Molecular function (GO): protein binding
Source: RefSeq, a predicted model, not a curated record
AGCCCGGGAGCUGAAGAAGCCAAAUGAAGACAUGUGUCUGUCGGACCAUAAGUCCCUCCCAGAGUUCUCCCGGAUCCCCGGACUCAUCCUGCCGGGCCGGGCCGUGUCCGACUGCCUGAUGCUGAUGCAGUUCCUGCGAGGCUUCGGGAAGGUUUUGGGACUUGAUCUGAGCGCGGACAUCCCCACGCUGGGGAUGCUCCAGGAGGGUUUGCUCAACGUGGGGGACAGCAUGGGCCAAGUCCAGGACCUUCUGGUUAAACUGCUCUCUCUAGCUGUCUGUGAUCCGGGUCUGCCACCUGGACAAAAGACCAAAACUAUGCUGGGAGACCAUUUGACCAAUGUGGGCAUCAACAGAGACAACGUCUCCGAGGUGCUGCAGAUGUACAUGAGCGCUCAUUGUGCCAACACAGAGCUGGCACCGUUAGCCCUGAGCCUGAAGACCAAAGCCUUCCAGGCUCACACACCCGCUCAGAAGGCCUCCAUCCUGGGCUUCCUGGCCAACGAGCUGGCCUGCAGCAAAGCUGUGAUCAGUGAGAUCGACAAGAACCUGGACCAAAUGGCCAACAUGAGGAAGGACAAGAUCAUCAUGGAGGGAAAACUAAAGAAACUGAGAACUAUUCACGCCAAGCGGACAGGGAAGAGGGAGGCCAGCUUGGGUGGGGAGGAGAACCAGUCUGUCGGAACGCCAUCCUCCGCCUCCAAACGCAAGAGGAAACUGGUCGCGGACAGCGAAGACGAGGACGACGACGACGAGGACAGUGAUGACCCAGCGGAAGAUGAUGAUGAGGAGGAGGAGGAGGAGAUCAAAAAGGUUAAAAAGGUGGAAACGUUUGACGAGGAUGAAGUGGAUCAGGCCACCAGCAUCGAGGAGCUGGAGAAGCAGAUAGAAAAACUAGCCAAGCAACAUCAUCAGACCAGAAAGAAGCUCUUUGAGAUAUCUCAUUCUUUACGCUCCAUGAUGUACGGACAGGACCGGUACCGCCGCCGGUACUGGGUCCUGCCGCACUGCGGCGGGGUCUUCAUCGAAGCUAUGGAGAGUGGAGAAGCUCCGGAGGAACUGGAGGAGGAGCGACAGAGGAGGAGACGAGCUGCAGAGGAGGUGAAGGUGAAGGAGGAGCCCCAGGAGAUCGAGCUGCACAAGGAGAAAAUAUCAGGCCUAGAGCAACAGAAGGAGGAGGAAAGGGAGCCGAAUGGGAGGAAGAACUCCUUGUCGUCGUUCUACCCGAAGUCCGGCUGCGUGUCCAAACAGUGCACGCGCCGAGACGUCCUCAAAGACUCUGCUGUGAAGACCGAGGACAAGGACAGUCCACACGGGAGGAAGAACAGGAGUCACGUGGUGUCUAACACUGGAACGUCCUCCUCCCCUCAUCACGGUAAUCCUGAGCCGCCGGCGGCAGCGAUCCCCUCCAUGGUGACCUCUAACGACACCACCAACAUCCCACUUCCUGCCACAACCUCCUUGUCCUUUCCCGGCCUGCUGGCUCCACGUGAAAGUUCCGGGAACACUCCCACCUCCUCCCCGUCCCUGCUCCUCUCCUUCCAGGCCAACGACCAGCUACUCCGAGUCCUGACCGAGAGGAGCGGGCACUGGUUCAGUUUGCUCCCUCGUAACCCCUGCGACCUCUCCUCCCUCACCGUCAGCCCCCCAGGAGUGCCUCGCGGCUCCCCUCAGGCAUCCUCCACCCCGGGCAGACCCAGGUCUCCGCCUCCGUCCCCAGCGCUUCCUCUCACACCGUCCGCUGCCUCAGCCUCCACCAGCCCGCACCACCCGGCCGGCCUCCUCAACUACCCACUGUCCACCCUGCAGCUGAAGUCCGGGGGCUCGUUGUUGGGGGUUUCAUUUGGAGGGUGGCCCAGCGGGGUGAUAAGUCCCAGCUUGCCCCUCUGCAGCAGUCCCAGCCCCCUGCCGGGUCACUCUCUGGAGGGCAACACAGCUGCGAGCGUCUCCAGUAAGAGCGAAUCACCUUUACCUCGCAUCGAGAAGAGCUCCUCCAUGCCUUCGCCUGCCUUGGAGAUGCCAAAGUCGCUCGACCACUCUUUGCCUCGGCCCAUUCCAGAGGAGCUGCUUACGGGUUGGUGGCGAGUGUCCCACGUGGAGCAGCUGAGGGCUCUGGUCAACGCGCUUCACAGUCGAGGAAUCCGAGAAAAAGGUCUCCACAGACAGAUGCAGAAAUAUCUGGAGAUCAUCCCUCAGGUCUGCACCAAACACAGAGACGUGGCCAUGAUCGAGCUCCGUGAGCUGGAGGAGAGCCAGGUGAGCGUGGAGUCGGUGCGGGGCUGGUGUGUGGAGGAGCAGGCCAUGGAGAUGGACAUCGCCAUGCUGCAGCAGGUGGAGGAGCUGGAGAGGAAGGUCACGGCAGCCAGCCUGCAGGUCAAGGGCUGGACCUUUCCGGACCCUCAGUCCGAGCGGGAGGACCUGGUGUACUACGAGCACAAGCCCCUCACCAAGUGCACACUGUUGUCAGCAAGUGCAGGGGACAAGGACUCCAGAGACUCCAAGGAGCACCCGGAGGACCGCGUGGAGAAGGGCGGGGUGAUGCGUCACCCGGACAACCCGCUGGACAUAGCAGUGACACGUCUGGCUGAUCUGGAGCGCAACAUCGAGAGAAGGUACCUGAGGAGCCCCUUAGGUACCACCAUUCAGAUCAGGCUGGAUAAUGUGGGUACGGUCACUGUCCCUGCCCCCGCCCCAUCCACUAGUGCUGACAGGGAAGGGAGUGAGGAGGAGGUGGCGCAUGGUAUGAAGGUCUGGAGGAAGGCCCUGAGUGAGGUGCGCAGUGCUGCGCAGCUGGCCAUGUGCAUCCAGCAGCUGCAGAAGUCUAUCGCCUGGGAGCGGUCCAUCAUGAAAGUGUACUGUCAGAUGUGCAAAAAGGGCGAUAACGAGGACCUCCUCCUGCUGUGUGACGGCUGUGACAAAGGCUGCCACACUUACUGCCACAAACCCAAAAUCACCAGCAUCCCAGAAGGAGACUGGUACUGCCCAGCCUGCAUUUCCACGGCAAGUGGUUCAUCCCCAAAGAGCAAAAAGCCUCCGGUUAAACCUGCAGCUUCUGGUGGAGGAGGCGGUAAAAAGGGCACGGAGGCCAAGAAGAACGGGAAGCCGGCAGGUAACGGUGAAGUGUCGGAGGAGGAUUCAGCCAGUGCCAGCAGCACGCCCAAGAAAGGAACAAAAGACACCAGCAGGAAGAGGAAGACGGAGGACAGUUCCCCCGCUCCGAUACCGAGCAAUCAGGAAAGUCCUGUAUGUGUGAAGAGAGCCAAGACGGCGAGAGACAACAACCGGGAUCUGGGGUUGUGCAGGGUUCUGCUCGCGGAGUUGGAGCGACAUCAGGACGCGUGGCCGUUUCUCACUCCUGUCAACCUGAAGUCGGUUCCUGGCUACAAAAAGGUCAUCAAAAAACCGAUGGACUUCUCCACCAUACGAGAGAAGCUCGUCAGCAGCCAGUAUCAAAAUCUGGAGACUUUCAUCAUCGACGUCAACCUGGUGUUUGACAACUGCGAGAAAUUCAACGAGGACAACUCGGACAUCGGCCGAGCCGGCCACAACAUGAGGAAGUUUUUCGAGAAGCGCUGGACUGAGCUUCUGAAACAAACAAACUAAAAUUCUACUUUUCGUACCCGAGCACCUGGUUUUACUUGGAUUAUUUUUUUUGUUUUGUUUUUUCUGCUGGAGUUUGCGGCUUUGCAGGAUGGAAGAAAAAGUCAGCAGCUCCUCAAUGAGGAAUCCUUUGUGUGUGUAAGACCGGUUUCACCUUAACAUUAAAAAAACAAAAGAAUAAAAAAAGUUACAUGAGGUGCGCUGGAUUUAUUACAACAGGGAUAAAAGCCCCAAAGAGUCCCAGAGAAACGGGGUGUCCGAGUGCAAUAGCAUUCCCUGUGAGAGAACACUGCACUGAACGAACGCUCAGCUGUCACUGAUCGAUCUGCGCCACACUUUCCACUACCUUGUACAGAGCCUUUUGUUAUUUAAUCAUAUUAUAGUGAAUGUAUUUAAUUUUGUAUUAAUUAUUUAUGAAUCAAGGUCCACUUCAUUUUCUAUGAAAAGGAGAAAUCAUCCAAACUGCUUUGAAUUUAAAACAAA